GAGUCACGUGCUUGAUCAGCUGUUCUGCGGCACAUCCGCCUAGACUCGCGCUAGAGUGUUUACAUGCAGACUGCACUGGGCAGAAUGGGCAGACCCGCGUGAAGCGUUGCAGGUAAAUAGAUUAAUGGUUAUUGGACUGUGGUCUCCACUGUGAUCAGGCCUAUGAGACGACAUGCAGCACCCAAAUUUUGAAACACGACACCCGCUGCAGCAGGACGAGCAGGAGACUGGUUACGACCCUCUACAGAACUACAACAGGAACCGAGACCGAGGAUCAUUGGAUAGUGCUGUUGAGUCCACGUUUCAGUCAUACAGAAAGGAGUGGGAUGAUUUGUUCCAGAACAGUAACUACCUGGCGCGGAUCAGGCAGGCUGGCAUUAUUGGACGAUUACGGAGCAGCCGAUUCCGCAGCGUAUGCUGGAAGCUUUAUCUGGAUGUCCUGCCAGAAGAUAAGACUCAAUGGAUCAGUCGAACCAAGGAGGUCAGAGCACAGUACGAGAAAAUCAAAGAAACGCACAUUACAAACCCUCGCAAAGCUGCAGGCCAGCAGGACCUGGUGGUGAACAACCCACUCUCACAGGAUGAGGGGAGUCUCUGGAACAAGUUUUUUCAGGAUAAGGAGCUCAGGGGUAUGAUCAAACAAGAUGUUUUACGAACGUUUCCAGAGAUGCUGUACUUCCAGGAAGAGGAUGUCAGGACGAAGCUGACUGAUAUUCUCUUCUGCUACGCACGAGAGAAUGAGCAGCUACUGUAUAAGCAGGGCAUGCAUGAGUUACUUGCCCCAAUAGUGUUUGUUCUCCACUGUGAUCACCAGGCGUUUCAGCAUGCCAAUGAGACGGCCAAUCCCAGUUGCAGUGAAGAGAUGAAAGUCCUUCUUGAUCCUAAAUUCCAUGAGCAUGAUGCCUAUGUCAUGUUUUCUCUGCUCAUGGAGACAGCAGAACCCUGGUUCAGCAGUUUUGAGCGGGAGGUCAGAAAGGGCAAAGAAGAGAUGUUAACCAGCAUCCCCUUUGCGAGACCACAGGACUCUGGCCCUUCUGUUGCUAUUGUGACCAAAGUCAACCGCAUUCAGGACCAGCUAGUAAAAAAACACGACAUUGAACUGUAUAUGCACCUCAACAGACUAGAGAUAGCACCCCAGAUUUAUGGCAUUCGCUGGGUUCGACUGCUGUUUGGUCGGGAGUUUCCCCUGCAGGAUCUGUUGGUGGUCUGGGAUGCUCUCUUUGCAGACAGCAUCACUUUGGACUUGGUGGAUUACGUGUUUGUUGCUAUGCUUCUAUACAUCAGAGAUGCAUUGAUCGCAAGUAACUUUCAGACGUGUCUCGGCCUCCUGAUGCACUAUCCUCCUAUUGGAGACAUCCACUCACUGCUCCUAAAAGCACUAUUCCUCAGAGACCCUAAGAAUAAUCCACGACCAGUAAACUACCAGUUCCAGCAAAACCUUGACUACUACAAAACCCGUGGAGCCGACUUGGUCAACAAGACUCGGGCCAGCACUAAAGCAGCACCUCUCAACAUUAAUAAAGUAUCCAGUUCUCUUCUUAAUUUUGGCCGGAAGCUCAUUGCGCCGAUGGGAAGCGGCUCCAGCGGUAUCUCGCCAAUUAACAGCGAGGUGAUAUCAGCUCCUCCCCUUCAAACUCCAGUGCCACAACCAUUUGCCGAGCCUCCAUCAUGCACCGCUCCGGCAAAUACGCAGAUCAAAUCACAGCCGUACACACAAACGCAGCAUCAGCACCGACUGCUGAAGUCUGAAAGUAUGCCAGUGCACCUCAGCAAAGACAUAGGUCCUUGUGGAGCCUCUCAGAUAUCUCUCCCUUCCCAGAUUCAAUCUGAUACCCCAGGCCACACCCCCAGGACCAUUAGUUCCUCCCCCAGCUCUGAGAGUUUGUCUGGUGGGCGGGACCAUGCAAUGUCUUCCCCUCCUCUCCCUGUGUCCACAGGGCAAGACUCCAGCACAUCAUCUCCGCCUUCCUCUGCUACGAAGAAAGACUCUUUCUUUAAUAUCAGUCGCUCACGGUCCCACAGUAAAACUAUAAACAAGAAGGAUGCGGAGGAGCUUGAGGCCCAGGUGUCAUUUUUACAGGGUCAGAUUAAUGACCUUGAGGCCAUGAGUAAAUAUUGUGCCAAGAUGAUGAACAUGCACAUAGGAAAAAUUCAAGAUGUGAUACUGCAGGAGCAUCUGGAGAAGGAAGAUGAGGUUCUGGUGUCACUUGCUGGACUAAAACAGAUUAAGGACAUCCUGAAGGGGGCUCUCAGAUUCAACCAGAGUCAGCUGGAGGCGGAGGAGAAUGAGGAGAUCUCCAUAGCAGACGAUCACUACUGCUCUAGCCAAUAUAGUAAACUAAAGGACCAGAGUGAUCCAGACGCAGCUGGUUCUACAGACGGACAACAAGCGGUUCUAGAGCGCUACGACCACCAGGAAGGAGACAUGGUAGCAGAGAAAGAAGAGGAAGAGGUAGCCGAGAAAGAAGAGGAGGAGGAGGAGGAGGAGGAAGAGGUAGCCGAGAAAGAAGAGGAGGAGGAAGAGAAGGACGAGGAGAAGGUCAAGGUCUUGACCACUGAGAAUGUCCCCACAAUAGCAGAGCCACAGGCCUCUGAAGGGAGAAACUGGGAUGACUACAUCUUGGUCUCACAGGAUGGCGAGCCAUCAGAGAGUGAGGAGCAAAGCAUAACCACCACGGCUCCACUCUUUAAGCAUGUACGAGGCCUAAACAAGGCGGAUUUUCAAGACCCUCUGAUGGGGACCACGUCUGGGUCUUCCAGUCCAGAUGACGGCAGCACUCACAGCAAGGACUCUGACUUCACUAUUGUUAAUCCUACUGACCUUUGAACCUUGAUUUACCCUAAAUAUGACUGGACCCAUCAUUAACACUUAAGAAACUCUGCUGGAUGUUUGCACAUAUGAACUCAGGCUGAUUGCCUCGUGUGCCCCCAUGCCCUGUAGCUCAAUCCCUAAACCACACAUUAUGUUUCUUAAAUCCUGGACCUCUGGCUGUGUAUUUAAAACCAUCCUAAUUCAAAAUAACUCUUUUCUUUGUGCUCCAAAUGUGAGGCCCUGACCAUAGAUCCUUUGCUCUGUUACAUAAAUGUGGUAUCUAAAGCCAUAAAAAGCAGCCUCGACUUUAAUGAGAUUUUUCAUUCUGUAAUUUUCUUUGAAAAUGUCCUAAAGGUUUUGGACCGCAUCUUGACGUUUAUGCAGAGAAAACCUAUAUUAGUUUUCUUCUAAAUCAAUAUCCUGUGAAAUGCAUUUAACAGACACUCUCUGCCUCAGAUAAAAGCUAUAUUCUGCUUCAGUUUUCCCUCUAUCUCUGUCUUUGUCUCUUUUUGGGGGGAACUGGCUUUUGUGAUAAGGACAGGACAUUGACAGAUGCUCAAUCUAGUAGUAGAGAGCGGCUUUUUUAUGAAAUGGACUGAGUGUCUCUCAUUCACUCUCAUCUUUAUUGAUUUUCCAUGAACCAGUGCCUGAGCAGUUGUCCAUUUUCCAUUUUUUGUCUGUUUUUUUUUUAAGAUCGAGAUUUUAGCCCAUAGACCACGACAUUUGUUAAAUUAUGGAUUUUUCUUUCUUUCAUAUUUGUCAUAAUUUUUAAGCCAAUGAUAUGUGAAGCUUUUAUGUUCUAGUAUUUCUCUGAUGUCAUUAGUCUUGUUUUGUCUUGGUUCCCGUGGUAACUGUGUAUUGUUUUGCACAUGACACGAAGGAUGUUUCUAAUACUGAUAUCCUAUUAACUCUGGAUGAAUAAAAAGCAUUACUCUCGUCUCGUCUAA
Molecule: messenger RNA, 3759 nt
Organism: Rhinichthys klamathensis goyatoka
Lineage: Eukaryota; Metazoa; Chordata; Actinopteri; Cypriniformes; Leuciscidae
Gene: tbc1d5
Product: TBC1 domain family, member 5
Exons: 23
Coding region: 173-2827 (884 amino acids)
Biological process (GO): activation of GTPase activity
Molecular function (GO): GTPase activator activity
Source: RefSeq, a predicted model, not a curated record